Molecule: messenger RNA, 2472 nt
Organism: Danio rerio (zebrafish)
Lineage: Eukaryota; Metazoa; Chordata; Actinopteri; Cypriniformes; Danionidae
Source: RefSeq, a predicted model, not a curated record
AAUCAGAGGGCUGGAAGAGCCUCUACCUGAGAAGGUAUCAGCCGUGUGUGUGCGGAUCUGUGAAGCUGCUGAGAGAGUGUGUGUGUGUGUGCAGUCUCUCGGACCACUCUCACCCCGAAAAAUCCCUCUUAAUACCGAAUAACAGCCCAGAGCGCACUGAUUAUGGAGAUUAAAUGUGUUCUCGUGCUCUGUUGCGCCUGCCUGUGCGCGUUCACCGGCGCGCAGACACACAAAGAGAAGAUUUUCGCGAAAGUUGUGGAUCUGGUGUCUCCAGGUGAGGAGUACCUGUCUGAAGAUGCGCUGGUGUCGGUGUUUGAGCGGCUGGAGAACCGUGUGCAGUGCUCCGGUGUGUCGUGUGGAAAGUGUCUAUCAGUGGAGGAUCUGCAGCAGGUCUUGAGGAACUACAACAGUUCUCAGGGUGUCCAGUUGCAGGAUUUCUUCACGUUGACUCAUGCAUGCUGUUUAUUUCUGAGCGAUCCGAUCGAGACCUGUAAAGCCAUACGAGAUGGCCGAUGGGGAACAGAGACGCAAAACUUCAUCGAAUACCUCUAUGGCCACAAUCACGAUCAUAACUUCACCACCGAUUAUCCUCCUCAUGGAGACCUCACUGAAUAUGAGGGUGUGGAGAAGAUGUUUUACGAUAUGGAGGAGCACUAUCAGCCUGACACUCAGCAGGCUUGUCUGUCUAUGAAGGACGUCCUGGAAGAGAGCAGCUACCCUCACGGAGACCACAUUCACACAGAACUGGACGCUGUGCUGGGAAAUGUUCUUUAUCAUGCCCUGCGCGGAGACUGUAUGAAAGCACACCACCUUCCUGAAUCACAGUACUUCCUGGACUACAUUUUCGGCCAUUUUGGCUCAAACAGUCUCACUCUUCACGAUUUUGAGGAGCUUCUGCAUAGGUUAAAUCUGGGUGGAGAAGAGCAUGAAGAUCACGAAGACCAUCCUCAUCCUCAUCUUCCUAGGCCUCCACGUUCAUGAAGAAGGAAACGAUCACAAAGACCACAACUUUGACUACGUGUACAAGCUGCUGGUGCUCAUCGCGGGCAUUUAUUUCUUCUACCUGAUGGAGAGCAUAUUUUCCAUCAUCACUAGCCCACAGCAUCAUCAUCAUCAUCACCAUCAUCAUAACCAUAACCAUGAAGAAGACGUCUCUGAUGUUCAUCACUGCGAUCACGGGAAAGUCAUCCAGAUGUAUCAGAGAGAGAAGCAGAAAAAGAACUCCAACUCACAGGCUGAUCUGGUGGAGGCUGAAAAAAAUGAGAAAUCCUUCCUUGAACCUAAAGUAUCCAAAAAAGAGCAGCGUCUGCUUCCCUAUAUGAUCACCAUUGGUGACGGGAUCCAUAAUUUUGCGGACGGUCUGGCCAUCGGCGCUGCGUUUUCCAUCUCGUGGCGUUCAGGCUUGGCCACAUCACUGGCGGUUCUCUGUCAUGAGCUACCACACGAGUUAGGUGAUUUUGCGGUGCUGCUGCACUGCGGCGUGUCGGUGAAGCGAGCUCUCCUACUGAACUUCGGCAGUUCUCUGACCUCCUUCAUCGGCCUGUACAUCGCGCUGUCCGUCUCCACAGAUUCAGCCGCGGAGCAGUGGAUCUCCGCCGUAACCGCAGGACUCUUCCUGUACGUCGGGCUGGCAGACAUGCUUCCUACGCUGAUUCAUGUGGACAGUCGGAGACCGUGGCUCAUAUUUACAUUGCAAAAUCUGGGACUUUUAAGCGGCUGGGGAAUUUUAUUGCUUUUGUCCUUUUAUGAAGACCAGAUCGGGCUCUGAAUGGGUUUUUAUUCUAGUUUUGUUUUUAUAUAUCUUUCUAAAACCUAUGAAUUUGUGCAGUUCACUGAGUGUUUUCAGAAGGAAAUAUUGGUGACACUUUACAGUAAUGUGUUGGGUAACAAUUAUAUAUAUUUUUGUUACAGUAUUUAUUAAUCCGUGUCCAUGUUUGAAAAUCCUGUUAAUUUGUAUGUAAUGCUACAUCUUAAUUUUGAUCAGGUGCAUUAAAUAUUAUUAACAUUUUCUGUGAUUAAUAAUGUGUUAAUAAUAAUGUGCAAAUGAGUGUGUGCUCAGAUUAAUACAUAUUUUCAGUAUUUCUAUAUAAGUCUUAGUUCAUGUAAACAACCUGAAACGUGUUAUAAAGUGUGGCCAGAAUAUUUUCAGUGUUUAAAAUAGUAAUUAAAUUGUUUUUUUGUCAAGUUUUUGCACCUUAAAGCAAACAUUUGUAUUAUUUUUCAAUUGACGUUUUAUCAUUCAUUGUUCAUCAAAAUGGAUCCUAAAUUCACUGUUUAUACACCAACUUCAAUGUUUUUUUUAUUAGUAAAUACAUGCAUCAUAUUUCUGUACUAUAUUUUGAAUACUAAUGUUUUAAAUAUAUAAGCUGAAUACACUUUUAAACCACAAGUCAAUGUCGAUGUGAAGGAUUUUCACUUUUGAUAGUCUGCUGUGUUUUGUAGAAAUGAAAGUUGUAAAUAAAUCCAAACAAU